AUGAUUCGUGAUCCGCCGGCCAUGCACAAACCCGACAACACCAAUAGCCAACAAGAGGACAACAAGUAUGCGCUCAGCAGCGGAGUGGCUAAUAAUCCAGGCAGCGCAAGGCUCUGUGCUCAGUGCGGCAAGGUCAUCACUGAGCGAUUCCUAUUGAAGGCCAUGGAACGGUUCUGGCACGAGGACUGCCUAAAAUGUGGUUGUUGCGACUGCCGGCUUGGAGAAGUCGGUUCCAAGUUAUACUACAAAGCCGACCUUAUGCUUUGCAAAAGGGAUUAUCUUAGGCUAUUCGGUGCCACGGGCAACUGUGUGGCGUGCAACAAAGUCAUUCCCGCCUUUGAAAUGGUUAUGCGAGCCAAAAGUUUCGUUUACCACUUAGAAUGCUUUGCUUGUCAACAGUGCAAUCACAGGUUUUGUGUGGGCGACAGAUUCUAUCUUUGUGACAACAAGAUACUUUGCGAAUAUGAUUACGAGGAGAGGCUGGUUUUUGCUAGUAUGGCGGCAAAUCCUAGCGGCUUGGCGCACAUCAGGCGACAAGUUAGUGGAUUACAGUCGCCAAGUAGUGCAUACGUUGGAGGAUCGGGUGGCUGUGCGGGUGGACCGGUAGGGCCAUUAGUUGAUAAGGAUAAUGGGGGCUGCGCUGGAGCAGACGACGCGUCCAGCGGGUACGGCAGCCCGCCCGACCCGGAUGUGUGCGAUGCCGGGCGAUGA
Melitaea cinxia (Glanville fritillary) is the source of this 711-nucleotide messenger RNA. Its product is annotated as LIM domain only protein 3-like. NCBI's taxonomy places the organism in Eukaryota, Metazoa, Arthropoda, Insecta, Lepidoptera, Nymphalidae. Gene Ontology annotation, cellular component: nucleus. Gene Ontology annotation, molecular function: DNA-binding transcription factor binding; transcription coactivator activity. The transcript has 5 exons. The record is from RefSeq and is a predicted model, not a curated record. The coding region runs from base 1 to 711 and encodes 236 amino acids. Gene Ontology annotation, biological process: positive regulation of transcription by RNA polymerase II.